Rubroshorea leprosula is the source of this 1250-nucleotide messenger RNA. The record is from the annotation of a GenBank genome assembly. Lineage: Eukaryota; Viridiplantae; Streptophyta; Magnoliopsida; Malvales; Dipterocarpaceae.
AAAACCAGAAAAAUGAAGAAAGGAGUGAUAUUAGCUUUCUUUCUCACUGUCUCGCUCUUCUCCUUCCCCUCUUUCCAAUUCGAUUCGAUGAGCUCCCCCUAGACAACGAGGAGUUCGGUCUCGAGGGCGCGCCACCUCACUUCCUUGAACCCGCAAAGUCGAAGUCUGACUCCAAGAUCCAGUUCAUUCUGAAGCACGCUUUCAGCAACUCCGAUUUUGCUCCCGUUGGCACUUUCUCUGCCCGCCUCAAGACUUGGAUUCACGGUGGCUAGUGAACGACGCUGUUGAGGAAACGCCCAGAAACUGAGUCCGAGGAAUUCGAGAUCUUGACUAAAUCAGAUUGGAGUUCUGAAAUUUUGUUUAUUUUCUUUCCUAGAUGAGUGGAGGAGAUCUAGAGUAUCAGCAUUUUCUUAACUAGAGAGCAUUUUGACAUGGAUUGGCACAAUUGAAGGUGGAAAAGGAACUAUAUAUGAGGCUUUUUCAUACAAACUUUCCUUGUAAUUUCCAUUGGACUACCCUUUCAAGCCACCUCAAGUCAGGUUUGAAACUAUGUGCUUCCAUCCAAAUGUUGAUCAGGUGGGAACGUUUGCCUCAUUAUUCUUCAGGUAUCAAAUUAAGCAAGUAUACUGGUUUUCAAUUAAACCAUUUGCUCUUAACAGCAGGAGAACAAGAUUGGGAAAGGAAACCUCUACUUGUUUCUGUUAUAUUCCAGUGUUUGAACCUAUUGCCUGGGUGGUUAUUGGAAUUAUAACAUUUUUUCAUUUUUUUAUUUUUCAUGGUAUAGCUUUACUACUAAACCAAGGGAUCAUUGGUUGUGGAAUUUUUUUUAUUUAAAUGUUUAUUAAUUAAAACUCAUCUUAAUGUUGCAAUAGGACAAAUAGUCUUCUGCUUAUGAUUGCAAAACCAUUCUAUUGUCCAUUCAAAAUCUAUAAGGAGAUCUGGUUUCUCUUUCUUUCAUAUUUAAUCCAAGACGCUGGUAAAAUAUCCCUCUAAAUUGACCAAUAACUCUUCUUGCAUGCAAAGUUAAUCCCAAGAAUACCUGCAACAGCUAUGCUGCAGAACAAUGGAGCAAUAAAGAAGGUUGAAGAUUGGACCAUGUCAUUUCCCAUAUCAUAUUUAAUCCUCAUUGCUGUUAUUUAUUGUGUUUGAAGAUUAAGUUUCAAAGUUUAAUGUUCCUAGGUUGACAACUGUUUAUUGACCUAAACUAGGUAUUAUGUACUAUGUAGAUGCAUUAAACUUUAAGGAAUUUG